AUGACUACCGCUACCUCGCUUGCGACCUCAUCCGUAGGAGAAGAGGCUGUCCUCUCUCCCUUGGAACAUUUGCAUAAAAGGAAGGUGGCCCAAACCCUAGCUAACUUUCAAGACACUUUAGCUCAUUGCAUCAAGUUCGCGUUGGAAGAGAGCUGCCCCUUCGAGGAGUUCAAGGAGGACCUGGAUCACGACAUGGUCUUCCUAGUCAAGAAGCUUGGCGCUACUACGGCUAAACCAUACUAUCUGAAGAAACGUGGACUGCCACAUGCGCAUAUCUUGCUAUGGCUUCAUGAAGGUAACAAAUAUCUGACACCUGGUUUGAUUAAUAAGAUCAUUAGUGCUGAGAUUCCGGAUGAGAAAGAAGAUCCAAUUGGGUAUGCAGCAGUUGGUCAAUAUAUGAUGCAUGGACCAUGUGGCAGUAUGUCUCCACAUUCAACAUGUAUGAAGCAUCAAAAAUGUUCAAAGAGGUUUCCAAAAAAAUACAUUUCGGAGUCAAUUAUUGAUGAUGGAGGUUUUCCUAUUUACCGAAGAAGGGAGGAUAAUAGUAAAUGGAUAGAGAAAAAUGGAACAAGAUUGGAUAAUGGUUAUGUCGUACCGUACAACCGAAACUUGAUAGUUAAAUAUCAAUCUCACAUUAACGUAGGGUGGUGUAACAGAGGAAGAUCAAUCAAAUAUUUAUUUAAGUAUGUCACAAAAGGACCAGAUCAUGUUUCUAUUUCUAUUCACAAGGGAAACAAUGAUGGAUCCUCAAAACUAAAAGAAUUAAACCGAGAUGAGAUACAACACUAUCUUGAUUGUAGAUAUGUCUCAGCACCGGAAGGCAUAUGGAGGAUAUUUGGAUUUGAUAUUCAUUACAGAACUCCAGCAGUAGAGAGGCUACCAUUUCAUCUCCCGGAUCAGGAAUCAAUUAUUUUUAAAGAUAAUGAUAAUCUAAAUGACAUUUUGAAUGAUAUUGGAUCAAAGCAAACCAAGUUCAAUGGUUGGAUGGAAGCAAACAAACUUUAUCCAGAGGCAAAAACUCUCACAUAUGCUGAAUUACCAACUAAAUUUGUAUGGAAGAUAGAUGAGAGAAGAUGGAAACCAAGAGAGAAGGGGCGAAGUGUUGGUCGAUUAGUUUACGCCCAUCCUUCUUCGGGUGAAAGAUUUUAUCUCCGUUUAUUACUAAAUGUAGUGAGAGGUCCUACAAGCUAUGCCGAAAUAAAAACCAAAGAUGGAAUUCAGUAUGGAACCUUUAAAGAGACAUGUGUUGCUCUUAGAUUGUUGGAUGAUGACAAUUGA
Molecule: messenger RNA, 1278 nt
Organism: Asparagus officinalis (garden asparagus)
Lineage: Eukaryota; Viridiplantae; Streptophyta; Magnoliopsida; Asparagales; Asparagaceae
Exons: 2
Coding region: 1-1278 (425 amino acids)
Source: RefSeq, a predicted model, not a curated record